Molecule: messenger RNA, 898 nt
Organism: Nematolebias whitei (Rio pearlfish)
Lineage: Eukaryota; Metazoa; Chordata; Actinopteri; Cyprinodontiformes; Rivulidae
Gene: kti12
Product: KTI12 chromatin associated homolog
Exons: 9
Coding region: 71-898 (275 amino acids)
Source: RefSeq, a predicted model, not a curated record
UUAAUUCCGGGUUAAAGUAGGAACGCGCUGCUCGCUCGCGCCGCGGCAUUUUCAGUUUUGCUAACAUAAAAUGCCCCUAAUAGUAAUGUGUGGCUACCCGUGUAGUGGUAAAACACGGAGGGCAGAAGAGCUGAAGGCGCAUUUUGAGAAAAACAUGGAAAGACUGGUUCAUGUUGUUGGAGACGAAGCCCUGGGCGUUGAUAGAAACGGUGUUUACUCAGAUUCUCAAAAGGAAAAAAAUGUCAGAUCUUCUUUAAAAGCUGAUGUAGAGAGGAAGGUCAACAAGGACAAUAUUGUUAUCCUGGACUCAUUAAACUACAUUAAAGGGUACCGCUAUGAACUCUUCUGUCUCAUCAAGCACGCACAGACGCCGCACUGUCUGGUGCACUGUUUGACCUCGGAUGAAGAGAGCUCGUUAUGGAACAAAAACAGAGAUGCUGCGGAGCAGUACAGCCAGGACAUCUUUGACGCAUUGGUCCAGAGGUUUGAAGCACCGGACUCCAGGAACCGAUGGGACAGUCCUCUCUUCACCGUCCUGAAGGAUGACCCGCUUCCGCUUGAGGCAAUUUCUGAUGCACUUUUCAAAAGAAGAGCUCCCCCAAAGAACCAGUCUACUCAGAGCCAACCCCUGUCUUCUGCAAACUUCUUGUACGAGUUGGACAAAGUCACUCAAGACGUGUUAACGGCAAUUUUUAACGCUCAGAAGACCAGUGUUCCCGGGGAUCUCAUCUCAGUUCCAGGAGCUACAGAGAAGGUGGAGCUCAGCAGGAGCAUCAACAUGGCGGAGCUGCGGAAACUCCGGCGCCAGUUCAUCAGCUACAGCAAGAUGCACCCGACAGAAAACACGGGACAAAUCGCCAACAUGUUUGUUCAGUAUCUAAAUAAGAGUCUUCAUUGA